This is a messenger RNA of Medioppia subpectinata, 3150 nucleotides long. The record is from the annotation of a GenBank genome assembly. Lineage: Eukaryota; Metazoa; Arthropoda; Arachnida; Sarcoptiformes; Oppiidae.
AUGUUUGAGACAAAUAUUUUCAGACGAUUGGACGAUACAAAUAUACCGCCCGAAUCGUUGACCACUGAAUCCAUUACCACUGCCUUCACGUCCGAUAUUUUCUUAUCGACACUGAGAGCGGACAUCGGGGGCGCCGAUCACUACCGGCGGACACUUCCACAACAUUCCCACACCAACGACAAGAGCAUCAAAAUCGGUUAUUUGACUAAUUUUCAGGGCCGACAGAAUGUGCAGAGACAGGGCAUUGUCAUCAGCGGUGCCAUCACUUACGCCAUCAACAAAAUCAACUCAAACGCGUCGCUACUGAAUGGCCGCAAACUGGAACUGGUCUUCAGCGACACGAACGGCACCACAAUCGACGGCACGGCAGCCAUACUGUCGCAGUGGCGUCAGGGAGUCGUCGCCUUUUUCGGUCCGGAGGACUCGUGCGAAGUCGAGGCCACAAUCGCUGCGGCCCUACAGUUGCCGAUGAUUUCCUACAAAUGCGCCGACUCUAAGGUCUCGCGCAAAGACGUGUACUCGACGUUCGCGCGGACACAUCCGCCCGACACACAGAUCGUCCGAUCGGUGAUCGCACUCUUGGCGUACUAUCACUGGAAUAAGUUCUCAAUCAUUUGGGAAAACACUCCGCAAUACAAGACUGUGUUCAAGUCGUUGAGCGCUCGGGCCGUCGACCACGGAUUCAUCAUCAAUAGUGACCGAAGUUUUGAAAACUAUUACGACUGCUGUAUAGCUGUUCAGCCGUGUUGUCGGUCGGCAUUCCUCGACAUCGUAGAGGAGACAUAUCGUGGGACAAGAGUUUACGUGUUUUUGGGCAAAACAGCGGAUUUGCAUCGAAUGAUGUUAGUGUUGAGAAUGCGAGGACUCUUAGAAAGCGGACACUAUAUUGUCAUUUAUGUGGAUCUCGAAGAAGAGUAUCUCAUGACUCAGUCGUAUAAAUACAUUAACACUCGCUUUGAUAUACCGGAGGACGAGAAGCGGGCGCUGACAGAAGCGGCUCAAUCUCUUCUGGUUAUAGUUCCGAGUCCUCCGAACGGAACCGACUAUUCGGACUUCGAGGACAGGGUUCGCGAGUAUAACCAAAAGCCGCCGUUCGAGUUGCCAGAGCUCCGCAUACAAGGCGUUAAACUCAAGCGACACAUCACUAUCUAUGCCUCAUAUCUGUACGACUCAGUGAUGUUGUAUUGCGAAGCGUUGGCUCAGGUGUUGAGGGAAGGGCUCACAGAAUACUCGGGAAAGUCGAUCAUUAGACGGAUCAUUGAGAAGAAGCGGUACCUGAGUGUGACGGGUGUCUGGAUGAACAUCGACGAGAACGGCGACGUUGAGGGCAACUACACGGUGUUGGCGCGGAUGACCACUCCCGACAACCUUCACAUUAAAGGCAUGAACGGCUCGCAGAGGCCGACUCACGUCAUGCUUCCGAUCGGCAAUUUUGAAUACGAAGAGCUGUCAAACCAAACAGUGUUCAAACUAGAAGGUGAUAUCAAGUGGGUGGGCGGCACUCCGCCCCUGGUGGAGCCCCCCUGCGGUUUUGAUGGCUCCGGGUGUCUAGAGUUGGUGGACAACCGCAAAGAGGUGAUCGCCGGCGUAUUGCUGGGCAUUUUGGUCACUGUAUGCAUCAUUACGGCCGUCACUUAUAGGAACUGGAAGUACGAGCAGGAAAUUGCAGGCCUUCUCUGGAAGAUCAACCUAAACGAGCUUAUGAUCGAUACGGGCGCUCAUCCAUUGGGCGCCUCACAGAUGAGUAUUGCUAGUCAAACGUCGGUUGAGUCCCGCUUUCACAACAACCAGAUCUAUACCCAACGGGCCGUCUAUAGGGGUGCCAUCGUUGCCGUCAAACAACUCAAACCCAAUCGCAAGAGUUUCGACAUUUCCCGCGACAUCAAGAAAGAGAUGAAACUCAUGAAAGAGUUAAAUCACGACAAUAUCAACCAAUUCAUUGGCGCCAACAUUGAGCCCCACUCUGUGCUCAUUGUCACCGAAUACUGUGACAAAGGAAGUCUGUACGACAUCCUCGAGAACGACAACUUCAAGAUUCCCGAAACGUUUCAGACGUCGUUCGUCUUUGAGCUGAUCUCAGGCAUGAUUUUUCUGCACGAGUCGGACAUCAAAUUUCACGGCAAUCUCAAGUCGUCCAACUGUGUGGUGACCAGUCGUUGGGUGCUUCAGAUCACCGACUUUGGUCUCCACGAGUUGAGGGCCAACUCGGAGGUGGACUAUAAUGUGGGCGAUCGGUAUCGAGAUCUGCUGUGGAAAGCGCCCGAACUUUUGCGCAACUGUGCGGUCGUCGGCAGUCAGAAGAGCGAUGUCUACGCGUUUGCCAUUAUAUUGCACGAGAUUAUGGCCCGGGAGGGCCCGUUCGGUAUGAAUGACUGGGAAGAGUUGACGAGUGAACAGAUUGUGCAGUGGGUUAAGGAGUACGAUAGGGACGAGCCGUUUAGGCCGGACAUCAAUUUAGUCGAGUGUCAGGACUUUGUGCGCCAAACAAUGCAAGAGUGUUGGAGCGAAAAAGCCGAACAGAGGCCAGACUUCCGGUCCAUUCGGUCUAAGCUGAAGAAACUACGACAGGGAGGCAAACAUCAUAAUAUAAUGGACGGUAUGAUCGUUAAGCUCGAGACUUAUGCCAAUAAUUUGGAGCAAUUGGUGGACGAGAGGACGGGUCUACUCAGGGAAGAGAAACUCAAAACCGAAUCCCUAUUACACCGAAUGUUACCGCAAUCGGCGGCCGCACAGCUCAUGCGCGGCGAACCGGUCCGGCCCGAGGCCUUCGACGCCGUCACCAUAUAUUUCAGUGAUAUCGUCGGCUUUACCCAUAUGUCUGCCUCCAGUACUCCUAUGGAGGUGGUCAGUUUUCUCAACGAUUUAUAUACAAUCUUCGACCAAAUCAUAUCCCAUUACGACGUGUAUAAAGUGGAGACCAUAGGAGACGCCUAUAUGGUGGUGAGCGGACUCCCCGAACGCAUCGGUGACCGUCACGCCAAAGAGAUCGCCUCCAUGGCUCUGGAACUGCUCGAAUCGGUCAAGACUUUCCGCAUUAGACACAAACCCGAUGAGAAACUACAGCUUCGUAUUGGCAUACAUACGGAUUAUAAAUUCUUUGUGCGAGAAAUCAAGUCGUCUUACAAAUCAAAAUCAGAUCCACUUUCAUAG